AUGGGUCUCACCAUUUUACCAUCAGGGGUUAUUCUCUGGCCAAAGGAAUGGGCCCUGGCCACUGUGUUUCUGAAAUCUGUGUUGUUUUUCUCUCUUUUGGCUGUUAUGAACUUUUUCUUUUACUGGUCAUCAUCAGAACUUCUUGUCUGUAUUUACAGGGGUUACAAACGAUUUUUCAAAAGAAUAAAUUUAGAAACUUCUGACUACCUGAAGGAUGAUUGCCUUGCCAUGCACUGUACUGUUGGAGUUGUCAGAAGUCGCGUUGAAGGGCCCAAAGAUUAUAGUGUUGUAGUUCCACCAUCAGACAUGGGCCAAAAUCUCAAAUACUUGUUGGAUGCUGAACUUGGUUGUGACAUAGUUUUCCAGGUUGGAGAAGAGACAUUUAAGGGUCAUAAGUUGAUACUUGCUGCUCGGUCUCCUGUGUUUAGAGCCCAAUUCUUUGGCCUUAUUGGGAAUCCUAAUACAGACAAAGUAGAACUUGAGGAUAUUGAACCCUCAAUCUUCAAGGCUAUGCUCCAGUACAUUUAUUCUGAUGAGCUGCCAGAUUUAGUUGAAAUUACCGGCUCUACUUCAACAUGCACUUCUACGAUAUUGAUGCAGCAUCUAUUGGCAGCAGCUGAUCGCUUUGGUUUAGAUAGGUUGAAAGAGUUAUGUGAGGUGAAAUUGUGUGAAGAAGUUAAUGUGGAUACAGUGGCAACAACUCUUUCCCUUGCUGAGCUGCAUUGUUGCCCACAGCUCAAGGCCAUCUGUUUGAAAUUUGCAGCAACAAACUUGGGAGUGGUCAUGCUGACAGAAGGAUUCAAGCACCUAGAAGAAAGUUGCCCCUCACUGUUGUCUGAGCUGCUGGAAACAGUUGCAUCAGUCGACCAGAAGGCAAGUCUGAUGUGCAAGAAAAGGAGUAGCAGCAGCAUCAUCGGUCUAGCUCUGGCUGCAGAUGGUGUGGCAGCAGAAUCUGUUAAUCCUGUCGUUAGGCGGGUGAGAAGGCGGAUGUAACCUUAAACUAUAGCCUUGGAAGUGGAAUGAAGUUAGCUGGUUGAAAAUGUGAUACUGGAAAACGCAAGUAAUGAUUAGUUAAUUUCUUGUUACCUGAUUUAGGAACAGUUCCUAUGAUCUGAAUGAUGAUAACUUGUAAUGGUAGCAUCAUUGUGUUCUGUAUCAUCUAUUAUUCCAGACAACCUAAGGUAGGUUAGGUGGUAAGUAAAGUUUAUUGUUGUAUUUUUUACUACUUGAGCUUAUAUGAGAGACAAUAUGAACGAAUAUGUAUAGAGUUCUCCCCGAUAAGCUAUUAGUGUGUUGAUGUCCACCUUCUUGUGUGUGAUUGAAUA
Nicotiana tabacum (common tobacco) is the source of this 1325-nucleotide messenger RNA. Lineage: Eukaryota; Viridiplantae; Streptophyta; Magnoliopsida; Solanales; Solanaceae. The record is from RefSeq and is a predicted model, not a curated record.